Molecule: messenger RNA, 483 nt
Organism: Aphanomyces astaci
Lineage: Eukaryota; Oomycota; Saprolegniomycetes; Saprolegniales; Verrucalvaceae
Exons: 1
Source: RefSeq, a predicted model, not a curated record
AUGCAACCUUCCAGCUUCCUCCUCGCGUCGUUCCUUGUGGUGCUGUCCGUGACAUCUGGCACGUCAGCCCAAGCCUGUUCUGCCCAGGGCAAAAACGUCACCGCGACGGGGUUCGUCAUGGACAACUACUGCAUCGAUUUGGGGAAGCUUAUGGACAACCCGACCGUAAAGACACUCGAGGGCCCCGAAGUGCACUCGAUUCACUGCCUCGUGGACCUCAAGCCGUGUGUGGACUCGUUGUACACGUUGCUGGCGCCUCCCGAGAACGGCUCCAAGCUGUACACGGUCAAGUACCAGUUGGGUGCAGCCGGCUCCGCAUUGGCCAAGAACUACGCGGAAAACGCGCGGUUGUUGGGAGGAAAGAAGGGCUUCACUGCGACCGUGACGGGGGUGGACGAUGGCACGCCCGAGUUGAAGUGUGUGGAGCUGUCCAAGACGGUCGAGGUGGACGGCAAGCCGCUGACGUUAUCGUCCGUGUCCCCC